AUGAACUAUGCUCUGGGUGGGAUGACAUGGGAUGAUGUGUCAUGUGCACUGGCCAAUAAUAGAACCACCUCAGCAGUCUGCAGGAAAACUUCUGCUUGGAUAAAAGCCCCUACUGGAAAGUCUUACAGGUUCAUCACAAGAAACUUCAUCAGGCAAAUGGAUGCUGAAUGGGCAUGCAAUAAAGUUGGAGGCACUCUGGCAAAUAUGUUCUCAAAAGCAGUGUACACAGCCACAGAGGGCAUUAGAAUGGGAGCCUAUGGAAAGACAUUUUACAUUGCUGGCAGUGAUCAAGUUCAGGAAAACAAAUGGCUCCUACCUGAUGGUACAACAGUUGAUUCAACCUUAAAAGCAAUUGACAUCAACCAACAAUGGAGAUCUGGAGAUCCUAAUGGGAAAACAGAGGAAAAUUGUGCUGGAGUGAAAAGCUGGAAAACUUCACUCACCAAAGAUUUGCAGUUCACUUCCUCGGAUCCCUUCUCUGAUAGCUAUUUUGAACCACAACCGUGUCAAGCCCAUCUUGAAUCCCUUUCCUUGGAGUUAGUUUUGAAUCACAACCAUGCCAAGCGCACUAUACUACGUCAAUCAAGCAAAAGCAAUAUAAGUGACAGCAAAACCAAAGGAUGA
Messenger RNA from Notodromas monacha, 624 nucleotides. The record is from the annotation of a GenBank genome assembly. NCBI's taxonomy places the organism in Eukaryota, Metazoa, Arthropoda, Ostracoda, Podocopida, Cyprididae.